Miscanthus lutarioriparius is the source of this 3042-nucleotide messenger RNA. Lineage: Eukaryota; Viridiplantae; Streptophyta; Magnoliopsida; Poales; Poaceae. The record is from the annotation of a GenBank genome assembly.
AUGGCCAAGGCGGAGAAGCUGGUGGUGGAGGUGGUGGCGGCGCACAACCUCAUGCCCAAGGACGGCCAGGGCUCCUCGUCGCCGUACGUUGAGGUGGAGUUCGAGCACCAGAAGCGCCGCACGCGGGCCAGGCCUAAGGAGCUCAACCCCGUCUGGAACGAGCGCGUCGUCUUCCCCGUCUCCGAUCCCGACGACCUGCCCUACCGCGCCAUCGACGUCGGGGUCUACAACGACCGCGGCGCCGCCACCGCCGGCGGCGGCGGCGGUGGAGGCGCCGCCCCGCACGGCCGGAACUUCCUCGGCAAGGUGCGCGUCCCGGCCGCCGGCGUCCCGGCGCCCGGCGAGGAGGCCGUGCCGCAGCUCUUCACCCUCGAGAAGCGCAGCCUCUUCUCCCACAUCCGCGGCGAGAUCACCCUCAAGAUUUACCGCGUCAACUCCGGCGACGUCGCCGUCAAGUCCAAGCAGGAGAAACCGGCGAAGGCGGUGGUGGUUGGGCCGGAGGUGGUGGCGGCGCCGACGGUGACUGGGCCCAAGAAGCAGCCGCAGCCGCACCCGCCGCCGCAGCCACAGCAGCAGCACCAGCACCAUCCUGUGGUGGCCGUGCAGCCGCCGCCUCCGCAGCCGGAACCGCCCAUGGAUAUCAUGCCGCAACCGCCGGUCCCGAUGGCCAUGAAGCCGGUGACGAUGCACGCGGACCCGUACCCGGUUCCGCCCAUGUUCUCCGGCCCCGGGGACUUCUCGCUGAAGGAGACGCGGCCCCGCCUCGGCAGCGGCGUCGUCGCCGACAAGGCGAACGCGACCUACGACCUGGUGGAGCAGGUGGAGUACCUCUACGUGCGCGUGGUGCGCGCGCGCGGCGUGCCCAUGGUGGCCGAGGCCGUUGCGGAGGUCAAGCUCGGCAACUACCGCGGCGUGACGCCGGCCGUCCCUUCGCACAACUGGGACCAGGUGUUCGCCUUCUCCAGGGAGACCAUCCAGUCGUCGUUCGUGGAGGUGUUCGUGCGCGCGCGCGGCAGCGACGACCACGUCGGCCGCGUCUGGUUCGACCUCUCUGAGGUGCCGCGCCGCGCGCCGCCCGACAGUACGCUCGCCCCGCAAUGGUACAGCAUGGAGGACCGCAAGGGACAGCGCGGCGGCGCGGAAGUGAUGCUCGCCGUCUGGUUCGGCACCCAGGCCGACGAGUCCUUCGCGGAGGCCUGGCACUCCAAGGCCGCCGGCGUCCACGGCAACGGGGCGCUUGGCUCCAUCAGGUCCCAGGUGUACGUCGCGCCCAAGCUCUGGUAUCUUCGUGUCUCCGUCAUUGAAGGGCAGGAUUUGUUCCCGAUGGACAAGGGCCCAUUUGCAAUCGGCCGAUUCCCGGAGCUCUUCGUGCGUGCGCAGGUGGGGAGCCAGAUUAUGCGCACACGGCCGGCGCCGGUGGUGUCUACACGGGGACCUGCAAGUCCGUUCUGGAAUGAAGACCUGAUGUUUGUGGUGGCAGAGCCAUUUGAAGACUUCUUGGUGCUGUCUGUGGAAGACCGUGUGUCCCCAGGCCCGGAUGAGUUGCUUGGCCGCCUUGUUGUGCCAGUGUCUGCCAUUGAGAGGCGGUGGGAUUGGAGGCCAGUGGUUUCGAGGUGGUUUGGGUUGGACCGUGGUACUGCCGGUGGCAAUGUUGCUGCCAACAAUGUGCACAGGUUUGGGAGCCGCCGUGUGCAUCUCCGGCUAAGUCUUGAUGGAGGUUACCAUGUUCUGGAUGAGGCUACAGCUUACAGCAGCGACCUUCAGCCCACAGCAAAACAGCUAAGGAAACCACAUGUUGGGGUGCUUGAGCUUGGUGUUCUUGGUGCCACUGGACUAAUGCCAAUGAAGUCCCGGGAUGGUAGGGGUGCGACGACGGAUGCUUAUUGUGUUGCAAAGUAUGGCCAGAAGUGGAUCCGCACACGCACUCUUGUUGACUCAUUGUGCCCCCGGUGGAACGAGCAGUACACAUGGGAGGUGUUUGACCCCUGCACUGUCAUCACUGUUGGUGUGUUUGACAAUUGCCAUGUUGGCAACACAUCUGGGAGUACUACUAUGGCUGUCCGUGAUAACUGCAUUGGCAAAGUUCGUAUUCGGCUUUCGACAUUGGAGACUGAUAGGGUGUAUACCCAUGCCUACCCUCUGCUGAUGCUGCAUCCCUCAGGGGUCAAGAAGAUGGGGGAACUUCACCUAGCUGUGCGCUUCGCCUGUGGCAAUGCUGGUAACAUGUUCCAUGCCUACGCACGCCCCUUGCUUCCGAAGAUGCACUAUGCGGAGCCACUCCUCGUGCGCCAGGUUGAGACUCUUCGGUCCCAGGCCACCAAUGUGGUUGCAGCCCGACUUGGACGUGCGGAGCCGCCCCUUGGCAAAGAGGUUGUUGAGUACAUGCUUGAUCAUCAUUCAAACCUGUGGAGCAUGAGGCGCAGCAAAGCAAACUUCUUUCGCCUUAUCAAUGUGCUCUCUGGUCCUGUCGCUAUUGGCAGGUGGUUUGAGCUUGUCCGCUCUUGGCAGUGCCCGGUGCAUUCAUGCCUUGCUGUAUUCACAUUCCUGGUGUUCCUCACAAUGCCGGAGCUGAUUCUUCCAACGGCCUUUCUGGCCAUGGCGUUUGCUGGGCUUUGGAGGUAUAGAGUCCGUCCAAGGCAUCCGCCUCACAUGGAGAUGAGGCUGUCUCAUGCAGAUGGAGCCACUGCAGAUGAGCUGGAUGAGGAGUUUGACACAUUCCCUUCAACCCGUGGGGAUGUCAUGCGCUUCCGAUAUGACCGCCUCCGCAGUGUGGCUGGGAGAGUUCAGACAGUGGUAGGCGACAUUGCAACACAGGGUGAGAGGAUGCAGGCUGUCCUCAGCUGGCGUGACCCGAGGGCGACGCUGCUCUUCGCUAUCUCCUGUGUAGCUGCUGCAGUGAUUGCAUAUUGUGUUCCGAUGAAGGUGAUGAUUGGGAUGUGGGGCCUUUACGCCAUGCGUCCACCGAGGUUCAGGAGCAGGAUGCCUUCCCCGUUGAUGAACUUCUUCCGAAGGCUUCCUUCUAGGGCUGACAUCCUGCUCUGA